Molecule: messenger RNA, 878 nt
Organism: Linum tenue
Lineage: Eukaryota; Viridiplantae; Streptophyta; Magnoliopsida; Malpighiales; Linaceae
Source: the annotation of a GenBank genome assembly
AUGGCCACCAAAGCGGCUCUUCUCCACAAACCCACCUCGAAAAUCUCCAUCCCCCGUCCGUACCAGACCAAUCCCUUCAAACCCAGUUCCCAUAUUCGUGUUUAUACUCGGAAAUUGGCCGGAUUUCGUGGAACUGCGACGAGGGGGAUUACUGGACUUUCGUCGAACACCAUGCCUGCAGAGUCAUUGAAGUCUCCUGGAACUAGCAUGCGGAGUAACGACUACAGAAUGGGAGCGCGUGACCGGGAAGCUUUUGUGAAGGAGUCACCCUAUGGACUGGAAGCCGCCCUCAACAGUGUGAGCAAAUGGUUAGUGUCUGCAGCUUUCGGUGCUUUCUUCGUGUGGAGGCAUCACAACGCAGACGUGCUGUGGGUGGCCACUGGUGCUGUGGUUAGCUGUGUCCUGUCAGUUGCACUUAAGCGGAUUCUGAAGCAGGAGAGGCCACUUGCUACAACCAGAUCUGACCCUGGAAUGCCUUCUUCACACGCUCAAUACAUAUUUUACGUUCUUACUUUCGGCGUUCUCGCAACUGUUGAAUGGCUAGGAGUAAAUGCUGUUUCAGUCAUCCUCAGUGCAUUACUUUUGGCAUGUGCCUCCUAUUUCUCAUGGCUAAGAGUAUCGCAGAAACUGCACACAGGGAGCCAGGUUGUGGUUGGAGCAGCAGUGGGUACAGGUUUCUCAGCACUGUGGUGUUGGCUAUGGAAUCAAUUUGUGUUGCGGGCUUUCAUUUCGUCUGCAUGGGUUCGGGUUGUGGUUGUUUUGGGCACUCUUACAUUCUGGGGAUGCGUCAUGUACUCCUCGGGUCUGCUGAAAAUCAAUAGUCCAUGGAUCUAAUUCGAACUCAAGAGAGAUUUUUUGAAGUAACUGCACGAAGAGGG